AUGACACGCCACCUGCCCCUAGGGCUCGUCAUCGAGAUUCUUGAAAUGAGAGUCGGAGACAUUCAGAAGAUGUCAAGUUCAGCUGUAACAAAAUGUUCUCUAAGCCAAGCCUCCGGCCGUAAUCAGGAUACGACGAUCGAUCUUUUGGAUUAUCUUCUUCUGGUCGACUGGCGUGAAAGCACCGAGAAACGCGACACACGAUUGUCGUCGACGGCAUCUGCAUGGGCACGAACCUCCACAGCAGCGGGGGCCGUCAAAGCGGAGGUUGUUCAGAAGUCCCAUUGGGAAAAUGGACGCAACUUUACAAAUGCAGAGAAAGACACGUUCGAGAACGACCACAAGGCCUACCUCGAAUUCCGACAGAACCUCAAAAAGGACCUCCACGGCGGCCUAAAGUUCUACUACAUCACAGGGAUCAACGGCGACAACGAAUUCCUUGAGAAGAUUCUACUCAACUACCCACCCGGCUGCAAGCAAAUAACCCCCGUCGCCAGGGAACCCGCAGCCCUCAUCAUCCCAGAUGUAAUGAACAUCAACACGCCCAUCACGCGCAUCACCGCAACAGGAAUCCUUACCGCAGAUAACAUCCACUGUCUGGUCGACGCCAUAAUCGCGGCCACGGGCUUCCAAAACGGAUUCUUCUCGCUAUUUUUCCAAUAA
Aspergillus calidoustus is the source of this 660-nucleotide messenger RNA. The record is from the annotation of a GenBank genome assembly. Lineage: Eukaryota; Fungi; Ascomycota; Eurotiomycetes; Eurotiales; Aspergillaceae.